AUGAAAAUCUUAUGUCUUCAUGGAUUCGGCACCAAUGCCUACAUUAUGAAGCAGCAGAUGGGAACACUGUUCAAAUAUUGCAAUCCCAAGUGGAGAUUUGUCUUCUUAGAGGCAGAACUAGAAUGCCCACCCGCCCAUGGGGCUGCAAAAUACCCUCCACCCUACUUCACCUGGUCAACAGAGCUCGAUCCCACAAGUAUCAGAGGUUCAUGCGACUUGGUAAAGAAAGCCUUUGAGGAACAGGGCCCUUUCGAUGGGGUCCUCGGUUACAGUUUAGGUGCGACGGUGAUAAUCAGUUAUCUCCUUGAGCAAAUAACCAGAUACCCCCAAGAGCCUCUUCCUAUAAAGUUUGGAUUCUUCUGUGCGCCAGUCCCUAUCAUAACAGGCGACGUUGCGUAUUCAGAAUCUGUUUACGGCUCUCUAUCACCGGAAGAUCUCCAACGGCUACGCUCUGCAGAUCUGGAACAACUUGAUCUGCUACCGGAACCUGCUCGAACAACUGUGUAUAAUCUGAUACACGCCGCUGGUUCCUUGGAAUCGACUCUCUGUCGGACGAGAAAGGAGUUGCUGGAUCGUCCGCUGGAAGAUAUUCCAUGUGUUUUGCACCACGAUUUUUACCCGGCACGUCUGCCUAUUCCAACAUUGCAUGCACACUCCAAGAAUGAUCCGCCUAUAUUGAAGUUGUGUGCGGAACUGGCCCAAGAGUUUUGUGAUCCUGCGUGGCGAGUGUCAUACAAACAUAGUGUCGUUCAUGGCAUUCCUCGUUCUGCUGCUGAAGCAGAGGAAAUGAUUGCUGCUAUGGAGUUGGUGGUAUCAAAAGUUCAGCACGCGAGAUUGUAA
Molecule: messenger RNA, 840 nt
Organism: Penicillium malachiteum
Lineage: Eukaryota; Fungi; Ascomycota; Eurotiomycetes; Eurotiales; Aspergillaceae
Exons: 2
Coding region: 1-840 (279 amino acids)
Cellular component (GO): nucleus; cytoplasm
Source: RefSeq, a predicted model, not a curated record